CGAGGAGAGGGCCCCCGGGAUGGAUUUCCAGUGGGUGGGGGCAGAAGGGCUGAAGGCUUGACCGCCAAUGGCGAAACAGGGAGGUCGGGGCACCGUGGACAGGUUGGUCAUGUUUUAAGAGGGUCUCAACGGUAGGGAGGAGCAAGACCGUGGAGGGCUUUGAAGGGAGGACAGAAGCUGUACUUUGUUCAACUCCUCUAACUUUCUGCAUUCUCACCCACACUGAAGAAGAGAACCACACUUGCUACAUUUUUUGUAGAGGAAAAAAAAACCUGGAUUUAUAAGCAUCUUUAAAUGGCAGAAAAUCCCAAUGGAUUUGUUUGCGUUGGUCCGACUUCGUCACCGGAUGAGAAUGAAUUGCCUUCGGGCUUCCCACCAAAUAUCUGCGACGAUGUGCCAGAGGAAAAGUACUUGUGCAGCUUUUGUAAGAACGUGUUGAAGAAAGCGCACCAAACCCUGUGUGGACAUCGGUAUUGCUGGGCGUGUGUUGAGUGGAUCGUCAGAUGCAACAAAACUCCCAUCUGCCAGAAAUGCAAGGAAGAUGACCCACAAAGCAUGAACGAUGACAGCAUUUUAUCUUUGGAAAAGGUUUUCAGUGAUGCUGCAGUCUCUAAGGAGAUUUUAGAUUUGAAAGUACACUGUAUUAAUCCUGGCUGCACAUGGGAAGAGAGAAUGAAAAAUUAUGAGGAUCAUGUGUCUCAGUGUGAGUAUUCACUGAUUCCUUGCAGCACUGGCUGCGGACUGAUGGUUUUGAGGAAGAAACUGGCAGACCAUUUGGAAAGAGAGUGCAAAAAUAAUAUGAACGAAUGCCAGUGGUGCAACGUGAAGAUGUUUAUGAAAGACAUGCAGGAGCAUCUGUGUGAGGAAGCAUCCAUCAAAGAGGCAAAGCCAUUUAAAGAUGAACCACCGAGCAGGGAAAAGUCUCACUUGCAUGGAGGAAUCAAAACCCGGGACAAAUGUUGCUUCACAGAAAUAGGCUGUACUUUCAGGGGUGGUAAAGAGCUCCUGAAGGAUCACAUGAACUCUUCAGUCAAUGUGCACCUCAACCUGCUGCUUCAGUUUACCAGCACUAUAAAAGUCAACUUGUUGCAUGGUUGCAACCUUGCUAAUGGAGACGAUGAGGAUGCCUCAGCUGUCGCACUCAUAAACUCCAAAACCCAGCAUCUGGAGAAGCGACUGUCCUCUCUGCGCUUGCAAGGCUCCCUGUCUUCCCUGCAGUCACAAGUAGCCGUGGAAUCGAACGGCUUGGAAUGUGACAGCGCUGAUGGAGCUUCCUAUUCCGGCAGCAUUACCGAUUUACCAUUGGCACUGUGCUCUGGGGAGACGUUAACAGAGUGUCAAAGCAAAAUCAGCGGUCUCGAAAGGAAAAUUCAGACCUUCGAAAAUAUUGUGACAGUUUUGAACCGGGAGGUAGAGAAAGCCCAAACCACUAUGGGUGCAUUUGAAAGACAGAACAAGCUCGAUCAAGACAUCAUUAAAAACUUGGAACGUAAGGUCACUGAUCAGCAGCAUCUCCUGGCCCUGAAAGAUGUGCUCCUCAACGAGCUCCGCAUGCAGAUCCUCGCCGUGGAGGACGUCUCUUACGAUGGAAUAUUUAUGUGGAAGAUUACAGAUUUCACUAGAAAGCGCCAGGAAGCCAUUGCGGGAAGAAUCACCAGCCUUUACUCUCCUGCUUUCUACACCAGCAGAUACGGGUACAAGGUGCGGAUGAGGGUUUACUUAAAUGGUGACGGAGCAGGUCGAGGAUCUCACAUCUCGCUGUUCUUUGUUAUGAUGAGGGGUGAAUACGAUGCCCUGCUCCAGUGGCCUUUCAAGCAGAAGGUCACCUUCAUGUUCCUGGACCAGAACAACAGAGAACAUGUGAUUGAUGCCUUUCGUCCUGACCUGAACUCGUCCUCGUUUCAGAGGCCAGUGAACGAGAUGAACAUUGCCAGUGGCUGUCCUAUGUUUUUCUCACUGUGUAAACUGGACUCUCCUAAACAGGCCUACGUGAAAGAUGAAACUCUCUUCAUUAAAUGCAUCAUAGAUACGCCCACUUAAAAGAGGAAAUUGCAGGGACUAAUUUGCAUCAACAUUAUUUGUAUUUCAGGGGAAAAUGUUUAUUGCUAAAAUAAGUCAAAUACUACAGUGGUUUAGUGAUGGCUACAUCAUGACCUGUGGAGUAGGCCAGGGAGGUAUAAUGUUAGACUGCUUGGGGGUUUGCUGAUGGCCCUACUCUUUCACUGAAAACAAGAAUUUUCCUUGUACUAUUUAAUAUUAAGUGAGGGAUGCCAGGGAGAUUUAUGACAUGGAUUAGUACUGAGGCCAGUUUUAUAGUUGAGUAAGACAUACACAAAGGUACAUUUUUAUUCAAGACUGAGAUUGAUAGAUUUCCUGUGGAUAAAGGGAUAUCGGGAU
Callorhinchus milii (elephant shark) is the source of this 2397-nucleotide messenger RNA. It is a transcript of the gene traf1, whose product is annotated as TNF receptor-associated factor 1. Lineage: Eukaryota; Metazoa; Chordata; Chondrichthyes; Chimaeriformes; Callorhinchidae. The record is from RefSeq and is a predicted model, not a curated record. Gene Ontology annotation, molecular function: zinc ion binding; ubiquitin protein ligase binding; tumor necrosis factor receptor binding. Gene Ontology annotation, cellular component: plasma membrane signaling receptor complex; cytoplasmic side of plasma membrane. Gene Ontology annotation, biological process: regulation of apoptotic process; protein K63-linked ubiquitination; regulation of canonical NF-kappaB signal transduction. The transcript has 11 exons. The coding region runs from base 295 to 2040 and encodes 581 amino acids.